AUGCCAUUUUAUAUAAAUAAAAAUAUAAACCUUUUUAAUGUCUAUAAAUUAUUUCAUAACAAAAAAAAAAAAAGUUGGAUGAUAAUGAUUCCUCCUAUUAAAGAUAGAAAUAAUUAUAAUAGAAACGUCUCCUGGAGUCCUGAAAAAAAGUGUACGAAUCAAAUUAAAAAAGAAAUUAUACAUGAUGAAAAUAAGAUAGAUCAUAAUAAUAAUAUGGAUGAUAUAUCUUAUAAGAAUAGUAAUAAUGAAAAUGUUCCUAAUCAUAACAUUACUCAUUUUAAUAAUAACAUAAUAUGUAAUCAUUCUAGUACCAAAAAUUAUAAAAGAAUAUUAUUAAUAGAAAAAUAUACAAAAUAUGAUAACUUAAAAAAGCUAGGAUAUAGGGGUGAUGGUACGUAUCUCGAAUCUGCUCACAUUAUAGCGAACAAGUACUCGAUCGACAAAAAUGCACGAAGAGAAAACAAAAGAAUUGAACUAGUAGGAAUAAAUAGUGACCCUAGAGGUUCUGAAGGCAAAUUAUGUUUGGACUAUUUUAUAGAAAAUAAUGAGAAUGACAUGGAUUGUUCAUAUGAAUCAUUUGAAGAAUUUGAAAAACUAUACAAUAAGAGAAGUAAGAAGAAGCAUUUUAUUUUUACAGAUGUAAAUAAUUUUAUAGAUUAUUUAAAAAAAAAUGGAGAUAAAAAGAACAAAAUAGAUAUGAAGACUGUGUUGGAUAUAAAUAGAUGUAUGGAUACAGAUCCUUGUGAUGAUAUAAGUUCUUGUGAAAAUAUAGAUAAUAAAGAAAUUUCGUCACAGGUGGAAUUAUGUUCAUUUAGAAAAAUAAAUACCAUAGAAGAUAUUGUAAGAAAUAAUAGUUUGAGCUAUAAUGGAUUGGAAGAUGAAGAAGACAAUUGUAAAAAUGGAUAUGAUAAGGAGGUUGAUGUGUAUAAUAAAACUAAAGAUAUGGACCAACAUAAUAAUAAUAAUAAUAUUAGUAGUCGUAGUAGUAGUCGUAGUAGUUGUAGUAGUAUACAUAAUAAUAAGAUUAAGAAUAUGGAAGAUCAUGGUAUAUUAUCUUAUAAUACCUACAUUAAAAAUAAGGAUAAUUUAAUUAUUAGCAUAAAAGAAUAUAUAAAUAACACACUACGUAAUUUUUUUGAAUGUAAUAAACAUCAAAAAGUAUAUAGAAAAUAUAUAACGGUUGUUAUUAAGAAAUCGAAUGAAGGUGAAAUAAGAACAUAUAAAAGUAUAAAUGAAGUAUAUAUUUAUGAAGCUAUAAAAAAUAAUAUAUGUACAUAUAUAAAUAUAGAUAAUAAAGUUGUAAAGAAAUUAAAAAGUACAGCUUUAUUAAUUACUAGUGGGACCGGUUCCACUGCGUGGGCUUAUAAUAUAAAUAAAAUUGAUAAGAAAAAAAUGAAAUAUAUUAUUGAUGAAUAUAUAAAUAUACAAAACGAUACAAUAAAACAAAAUAUAAAAAAUAUAAAUCUAGAUCUAUUUUCAGAAUAUAUUAAUAAUUCUAUAUGCUUCAAUCCAAAUAGUAUAUAUAUGAAAUGUAUUGUUAAAGAACCUGUUGAAAAUAGUGUAUACGAUUCAACAGAUCAUAUAUAUAAUUGUAGGUAUAUUGAUAUAAAAACAUGUACAAAUAAUACAAUUGUUUAUAUAGAUGGAAUAUACAACAUUAAAAUACAACCAAAUGAUUCUAUUAUUCUCCACAUAAAGGAUGACGACCAUAUAGUAACAUAUAAAUGA
Messenger RNA from Plasmodium reichenowi, 1728 nucleotides. RefSeq lists its product as hypothetical. The transcript has 2 exons. Gene Ontology annotation, biological process: NAD+ metabolic process. The coding region runs from base 1 to 1728 and encodes 575 amino acids. The record is from RefSeq and is a predicted model, not a curated record. Gene Ontology annotation, molecular function: NAD+ kinase activity. NCBI's taxonomy places the organism in Eukaryota, Apicomplexa, Aconoidasida, Haemosporida, Plasmodiidae. Gene Ontology annotation, cellular component: mitochondrion.